AUGGAAGAGGCAAAAAGCAGCAGUAUCCAUAGUGAGAUAGAUUCUCACUCUCUUAGUGAUGAGAGGAUCACUGAGAUCCUUAAUGAGAUCGACCUUGAGAUGUCAAAUCAAAGUCAAGAUAACCUGAAAGACAAGUCUAUGGUAGAUAACUCAAGUGAAAUCAGUCUUGUUAUCACUAAAAUAAAUUUACCUGAAUCGAAUACAAUUCCGAUGAAUAAGGUCGAAGUAAUUACUCCAAAGAAGAAUGUCUUCAUCAGUGAUUCAGUAUUAAAGUCUGGGCAAGGAGAUAAAAGCAAAAAUACCUCCAAAACUUUUUCAGAUGGGAAAAAUUUUGACAAUCAAAAUAAAACUACCGAAAAUUUUCAAAAAGAAAAUUUUAUUGAAAAUACAGUAGAAACCAAGGUAUCUCCAGCUAUGAAAACUCAAGAAAUUUCCUCAGACAAGGAAAUUGAGAGACAACUUGAGCAAUGCAUUUGCAUUGACGUAAGUCGCUCAGAGUCCUCUCUUAGUAUCCCCCAGAAGGGAGAUGACAUGAUGGGAAGUAUCUCAAACUCAAGUUCUGACUGAAAAAGUGACCUCUCCUCUCUCCACACAAAUAGUAUCGAAUCAGUUGAGAUUAUUGGAGAAGAAGCCGAAAAAGCUAGUCAGAAGCUCAUCAAUAACCUUGAUUUCCUCUCUGAUAUUGAGAUUGAGGACAUCAGCAAGGACCCCGUCUUCUACUGGAAGAAGAGUUAUGAAGACCUCGCUGUUGAUAUGGCCAAGCUGAGGGAAGAGAAUCAAAAACUUAAGCAGAAGAACAUGAUUCUUCAAAACAAGAUCCUUAAGCUUAACGAUUCUCAAGAGAAAUUCAAAAAAAAUAUUAUGGAUUCUGCCCAGAGAAAGAGAGAUAUGAAGUUACUCUCCAAGACAGUAGAAACUGACGAGAGGAAAGGCAUGGUCCAGACCACUCUUGUUCCAACAUCUGCUAACAAUGAGACCAGGAUUCAGUUUGGCAAACAGCAAGCUAAUGUGUCUUUUGAUUUUACAUCAAGUAGCAGAAGUCUCACAAGGCAGAUCAAUAGCAGUGAUCCUAGCACGAUAAAAUACCUUCACAAAUUUGAGAUAAAGAACCUUGCUUCAAUCCCAAAGGAGUUUAAAAGGAAGUUUAUAAACUUUUGUAAAAGAUUGGUUCCUCACUCAGUGGCUUUAUUCUCAAUCUAUGAUACUAAAAAUGUUGAUCUAAGUCAGUACAUAAACUGCUUUGAGCAUAUCCUCAGGGGGACUACUCACCAAGUGUACUUUGCGAAGGGCAAAUUUGAUCACAAUACGCUACAAAAAGUCAUAGAAUUCAGUUGCAACUCAAGAGAACUUUGCUUAAAAACUUGCCAAAUCAUGGAUAUCCACCCAACUUUCACUCUGAAUCAAGAAAUUGAGUAUAAGACUGAAAAGAUAUACCUCUACUCAACCUGACGAAAGCUCUUCCAGGACAGAGACCCUAGUAAUACUAUCCAUGAAGAAGAAAAGAAAUCAGAUCAAAAGUGCAAGAAUAAGAAGAACAAAAGUUUUGAUGCAAACAAGAUGGAUCAAUUCAAAUUGAAGACAGUCUUCAAAGCUAUGGCCAAGACCGGACUCCUGCGGAGCCUCAGGAAUGUCGAAGUUAACAAAGAAAGUUUCCCACUAAUCGAGAUAGAGGAGAUCAUUAGUCAAGAAGGAUUCCAUGACGUCUUUGUCAUCCAUAAAAAGCAUAAAUAUCCUAUUGAAAGCGUCAGAUAGCUCGUUUAAUUUAAAGGUCAAUUAAA
Messenger RNA from Moneuplotes crassus, 1778 nucleotides. Lineage: Eukaryota; Ciliophora; Spirotrichea; Euplotida; Euplotidae. The record is from the annotation of a GenBank genome assembly.